Molecule: messenger RNA, 1191 nt
Organism: Cyclocybe aegerita
Lineage: Eukaryota; Fungi; Basidiomycota; Agaricomycetes; Agaricales; Hemipholiotaceae
Source: the annotation of a GenBank genome assembly
AUGGAUACCUUGAAGCAUGCCGUCACAAUGUGCCCUGCAAUUCGGCCCAUCGACUACACCUCCAACUUAGAGGUUAUCCUCUCCGUUGACUCAUCCGUGAUCACAAUCGGGUAUAUUCUUGCUCAACUUGAUGAUAAAGGACGACGACGCCCUGCGCGAUUUGGUUCAAUGACACUGAACGAACGCGAGGCGAAGUACUCACAGGCAAAAAUCGAGCUCUAUGGCUUGUUCCGUUCACUGCAUGCUGUCAAAAUUUACAUUAUUGGCAUCCAAAACCUGACUGUAGAGGUCGAUGCGAAGUACAUCAAGGGCAUGAUCAACAACCCAGAUAUGCAUCCCAAUGCUGCCAUGAACCGGUGGAUAGCUGCGAUUUUGAUGUUCGACUUCAAACUUGUCCACGUUCCGGGGAAAUUUUUCAGAGGACCUGAUGGGUUAUCAAGAAGAAGAGGAGCGGAUGAUGAUGACUGCGUCGAGAAUGAGGGCGAGAGCGCUGACGAGUGGGUGGAGGAAAUUUUGAUGUGUGGUGUGUGGGUGGCUUCAAGCUUGGAGUCGGGGGUGUUUGAAGUGGGAAACAAGAGAAUUGGGGCGAAGGGUUUGGUUCUGGCUUAUGGGAGGAAGAAUGGCACCGUCGAGGCUGCUCACCAGCCAGUCCGCAGCGCACUCAUCAAAUCCGGCGACGGUGAUAUUCGAAAGUGGCACGAACGCCUGCCAUACGUCUUCUGGGCAGAGCGCAUUACGACGAGGAAAUCUACAGGGUUUUCACCUUCACACCUGGAACCUCUCUUACCGUUCGACAUCACCCAUGCAACGUUCCUUCUACCACCAAUGAAAUCCCUCAUCACCGAGGUCGAGUUGCUUGCUAUGCCCAUGCAGAAACGUGUUUUGAAGGCUCGCUUUGCUUCGGCUGCCGAGUUCGAAAGGCGACACGAGAACGUCUUGAUCGACUACGACUUUCAGCCCGGGGAGUUCGUGCUGGUGUUGAACAAGAAAAUCGAACCUGAUGUUGGCCGAAAGGGCAAACCUCGCUAUUAUGGUCCCAUGGUCGUCAUCAGGCGCUCUGAAGGUGGUUCGUAUCGCCUCGCCGAGCUGAAUGGGGCUGUGUCGAAGUUGAAGUAUGCUGCGUUUCGGUUGAUUCCUUAUUACCCUCGUGGCAGGAAGGUAGUGAAGGUGACGGAGUUGGAGGAGGUUUGA